Molecule: messenger RNA, 701 nt
Organism: Medicago truncatula (barrel medic)
Lineage: Eukaryota; Viridiplantae; Streptophyta; Magnoliopsida; Fabales; Fabaceae
Product: non-specific lipid-transfer protein
Exons: 2
Coding region: 64-426 (120 amino acids)
Biological process (GO): lipid transport
Molecular function (GO): lipid binding
Source: RefSeq, a predicted model, not a curated record
AGUCAUAACACAUCCAUUCACCAACCUACGCUCACUAACAAACUAGAAUUGCAUUUCCAAAUCAUGGCUAGUUCAAUGCUUGUCAAGGUUACUUGUUUGGCUAUGAUAUGCUUGGUUUUGGGCAUUCCACUAGCCAAUGCUGCCGCUUCAUGUCCUGAAAUUGAACAAACUUUAACACCAUGCCUUGAGUACGUAACACACCCAGGUUCACCCCCUCCCCCUGAACCAUGUUGCAAUGCGGUUAAGGCUAUACAUGGCCAAACCCAUACUCCCCAAGAUCGUCGAGAUUGUUGCAGUUGCGUCAAAUCCAUGAUAGGCGACAUACCUGGACUCAAUCUUCCUGCCGCUGCUUCCAUGGCUAAAGACUGUGGUGUUGACUUGGGCUAUGAGAUUAGCCCUGAUAUGGAUUGCAGCAAGGUAAAUUAGUACUGAGCAGCUUGCGGGGUUGGCGGUUAAUAAAUAAUUAAUAAAGUAAUAAUUGGUUUAUGGUAAUAACCAAUACCGGCAGAGUAAAGGGGAAGAUUUUACUCUUAAAAAAACAAAGUUUGGCUUAAUCUCUCCGGUUAUAAGUUGUAACUGAAUCCCCACUAGGGAUCACAAUAUAUAAUUUUCCUUAAAUAAAAUCUGAAAUGUUUCAUAUGAAAUCAAAAUAUUCAAUAUAGAUGGACAUUUGGAUUUAGCGCCAUCUCUCUUAAUUCUUA